Molecule: messenger RNA, 3204 nt
Organism: Brienomyrus brachyistius
Lineage: Eukaryota; Metazoa; Chordata; Actinopteri; Osteoglossiformes; Mormyridae
Gene: plekhj1
Product: pleckstrin homology domain containing, family J member 1
Exons: 6
Coding region: 499-966 (155 amino acids)
Biological process (GO): receptor recycling; endosome organization; retrograde transport, endosome to Golgi
Cellular component (GO): recycling endosome; trans-Golgi network; early endosome
Source: RefSeq, a predicted model, not a curated record
UUCAGUGACAGUGACGCAAGGAGCCUAUCUGCGGCCGAGUGUUUAGUUUCAGUGGGUGUGGAAAAUUACGACCCAGCCGGGGCAAGCCCGUGUAGAGUUAGUGUGAAUGGGCGGUGCGGGGGUAAGUCGCUAACCAGCGGGAGGACGGCGAUCAGGGAAGGGGAAACUAGCAUCGCCUUGAAAUGUGAAUGUCAUGUAGUAAGACCAUAAGGAAAGACAUAGCCAACAAUAACAAUUACUAGGAUACAUAAUUAGGUGUUGGUGUAAUGUAUCUCGCAUGCAUGCAGUUGUUGAUGAAAACUGGUCAUUUUUGAAGGAUCUGAAGUUGGCGCAGCGACUUCGUACACGCACAGAUUUCCAUGCCGGAUUAGCGCGUCCGAUUUUCUGCGUCAGAUCAAAUGUCCUACCGACGGAGUCUGUGGGUUUAAUGCGAAGGAAAGCGAGCGAAGGCCCGGAACCUGUGCGCUGCCUGCUUUGGACGCGGCGUAUGAUUUCGAGAUGCGUUUUAACGAGCGAGAGCUGAUUUCGUUAAGCCGCCAGCCGUCCGACAAAGCGGCGGAGUUGGGGAUGAGGGGGCCCAAGAAAGGCGACGUUGUGAAGAAGCGGCUGGUCAAGCUUGUUGUAAAUUUCCUAUUCUAUUUUCGCACGGAUGAAGAGGAGCCUCUGGGAGCCUUGUUGCUGGAGGAGUGCCGCGUAGAGAGGGAGGACAGCCAGGCCUUCUCCAUCGCUUUCCUAGAUGAAGCGGAGAGGAAAUACCUGUUUGAGUGCGACUCCCAGGAGCAGUGCCUGGAGUGGAUAGACUCCAUCGUCAGGGCCAGCUACGAGUUCAUGAGGAAGAGUCUCAUCUUCUAUCGCACGGAGAUUCAUCGCAUGACGGGCAAGGACCCCCUGGAGCAGUAUGGGAUUUCAGACGAAACUCGAUUCCAGAUCAGCAGCACUACUCAGCCUGUAUCCAAGGAGAGUUAAACACGAGGGUCCCUCCCCCAGUCUAACCCCACUUUCUUUUUUUUACUUAAUCACACCCACCACUUGUGGUUUGACAACAGAGCCUUAAAACAUGGACACAGGCCAAAUUACAAGCUACUGUAAUUUUUUUUUCUAUUAAAUGAACUGAGCGCUGAUUAGCACUGUGAUAAUAAUUCAGAUACUGUACCAGCCUGCACCCCUCAUCUGCCACUUAUGUGUGUUUGCACUCAGUUACAGUGUUGACUUUGUAUAUAUAUAUAUUUUUUAUCAUUUUCUGUUCUAACUCAGUUCUAUUUUAUAAUCAGAGAUGCACUGAUCAUGAAUGGUGCGUUUGGUUGAUUUAUUUUUAUUUUUUUAUUUUAAUUUUUUUACACCAGAGCCUUUGAUAAUCUCUCUCGCACCUUUUGGACACUUCAGCAAUCCUUUGGCUCUCUUGGUCAGAGCCUUCUUGCAAAACAUCUCUUGGUGGGAUUUUUUUUAACAUACAUAAUAAAAUUAACAAGUUAUGUACGAGGGUUUGGAAAUAAAUCAUUUUAAUGCAGUACGAAGUCUACGUUUGCUACAUCUGUGGUGGACUAUUCUUCUGCCUUCUCAGCCAGGCUGGAACGUUGGCAAGCUGGGAAGAGACAUCUGUUUGGGGUCCCCAGAGCCAGCCAGUUUUUUCAUGUUAGUCCCUAACAAUUGAGUCUCUUAUUCAGCAUAGAAGUCUGGAAUGGAUGCAUUAUGGGAAAUGAAGUCAGUCUCAGGGUACCAUUAGUCAUUUGCAGAGAUGCACUUUGUGACUUGCAAUAAUGUAUGGUUACUGGUUAUGUGAUGUUACUGAAGGUAAUUUAUGCUGAUAAUGUAGCUACAUUAACUCCAUGCCACUUGGAUUACCCAGAGUAAUUUGCAUUUAAACUAUUUACCCUUUAUCAUUAUUUUACAAUUUGUCUUAUUUUAUUCACAAUUAGGGGUGUGUGAUGCUAUUACUGUUGGGCAGCACCAUUGCAUGAAGGGUUGUGGGUUCAGAUCCCACCGCUGCUCUGUGUGCGUGAAACGUACGCCUUCUCUCUGUGUCGCGUGGGAUUCUUCUCAGUACUGCUCUUUCCUCCAGCAGGCGAGGUGAAUUUAUUAGGGUCACAUUUCUGAAUUGCCCGACAUGUAUGAAUGUGUCUGAAGCCUGUCCAGGGUUUACCCCUACCUUCUACCUGCCUGAGAUAGACUCCAGCCCCCUUGACCUUCACCAGGGUAUGAGGCUAGAAGAUGGAUGGAUGAUUGUAUGCUGCUUUUGCAGCAUGCAAACUGGACAAGUGCCUUGUUUGGUGCCAAGGUAGCAGGCCCUGGGUAAUGAACUCAGGUUCUGAAUUGUGGAUGAAAUGGUUAGAUUAACUGUGUACAUCUAUGGUUAUGAAAACAAGCCUGGCUUUUAAUCUGCUUGGGAAACAAGAAAAAAAAAAUGUAAUACUGACAUCUUCUGGUACCGUUAUGCAUGAUGUAACAGCAAUUACCAGCACCGAGCUGGAUGUAUGGAAAUCUCUCCGCCCCUAUGCAGUCAAGUAAUCCAGUCUAAACAUAUCAUGGAUGUUAAACUCCACCCUUAAUUCAUUCAUUCAUUCAUUCAUUUACAUUAUGAAAAACAUUACUGCAAACCCCAAAAAAUGUAUCAAAAUUAUAACAAUAAUUAGCAAGUUGUUUCUAUGGUAGCAGAAAUUAAAUAUUUCGGUUCCUUUCUGUCAAAAGCAAAAUUUGGGUAAGAACUGUGACCUUCUACUCUUAAUUAUGCAACUUCUCAUAUUCUAAAUGUGUUGCAAUCCUGAAUAUUUUACAUCAGCAUCAGUCCCAGUGAAACCACUCGUCCCCAUAAUGAUGCCGUGGUGAUGAUGGUAACAGCAGUUUGAGUCGUAGUGUCAUUACCUUUAAACAAUAUUGCGGUUAAAGACGUGCUAACCAUCUGCUGUAGUUUAUGCAAGUAAAGAAGUGUGUUUGCUAGAUUGUUGCCAAAACCUACAGAACAGUCUGUUCCAUGGAAACAGGUGCAACAUCUGUAAAGCGUCUUUCCAUGAGCUGCACUCCUGCCCAUCAAGCGAGUGUUAAACAGCUUUUACACUCCUAAGUUUUAAUGUGCAGAGUUUACUUGCUGCAGUCCCUAUCAGUUAGGAUGCUUAUCUAUGUCAUCACUGUAAAAUGCUGUCAGAUCAAAUGCAUCAAGCUAAAUGUCCAUGUAUAUGUCAAAACACUUUAAUAAAAAGUUAAUUCUGA